AUGCAAUUUUAUUAAGACGAUGCCAUUUCAUAAGAGGAAAAUGUUAUGGAUAUGCCUGAUCAACUUUACUAAUCACAAUUAUACCCAUUCAAUCACAUUGUUACUCCUGAAGUUUAAAAUUAAUAUUCAGUACUUAUUGAUCCCCCUGAUCAAAAUUCUUAAAGAAAAAAAAGACUCAAAGAGUUUUCUAACUCUUUAAUCAAAGAUGAUCCAAAAUAUAUUGCUGAUAAUUUAUAUGCAAUUUAAAUUGUCCAAGAACUAACUAAUGCAGGACUCUGCAAAAUUUCUAAUUUUGUCAAUGGACAUUACUAGACUUAAUUAGAAUAAAUUAUCAAAUAUGAUAAACAUCUUCAAGAAUCAAGACAAGAUUAAUCUCUUUAAAAAUAAAUAUUUUUUAUUAAUGUUAACCCUGUUCAAAUAUGUUUUAAAGAGGGACAUAUAGUUUUUAAAUAAGGUAUUUUCAUCAUUUAUUUUGUUAGCUCAUCCUACUUUAGAAAUCAAUUAAAACUUAAAAAAAAAAUAUCAAUAUUUAUUAGAAGUAGUGAAUUUGACUAUCAGACUUUUAGAUUCUUGUUUCAUUAAAGAUUUUUAAGGUAUUAUUAAUCAUUACAUUCAAUUAAAAGAGAAAAAAAAUACAAAUAAUAGAAUUAUAGAAUUUUUAUAAAAUGAAAUUGAAAAAAAUACUGAAUAAUAUUCUUAUGUUUCUAAGUGGUUGGAAAUUAAAUCUAAAAUUAAACCUGUUUUAGUGAUCUAUAAAUAAAUCAAAAUCUUAGAAAAAAAAGAUGAAUUAUGUGGUAGAAAAUCAUUAAAAGUGUUAUCCAAACACAUUAAAAAAAUUGAUAAAUUAUAAAAACGUUUGUACUAAGAAUAGAUUCUUUCUCCUUUAGAGUUUUUAUUGUCAAAUCUUUUUGAGAUUUUUGAUUCAAUUCUGAAAUUUUAUGAUGAAAAUUAUGAAAAAGAUUCACUUCUUUAACCAUAAGAAACAAUUAAAAAGAAUGACAAAAUUAAAUAAGAAAAACCUCCUAUUAAUGAGGCAUCUGUAUAAGAAUGUGAAUAAGAAUAAUUUCAAUUUUAUUUUUAGAAAAAAUAAAUUAAAUAGCAAGAAAAUCACCGUGUUCGAUAAUUUGACAGUCAAUUAGAUGUACUUAGUGGAUAAUCUUAAUCCCCUAAAAAAAAGGUUAAAGAUUAAAUAUCAGAAUGA
Paramecium sonneborni is the source of this 1201-nucleotide messenger RNA. NCBI's taxonomy places the organism in Eukaryota, Ciliophora, Oligohymenophorea, Peniculida, Parameciidae. The record is from the annotation of a GenBank genome assembly.